AUGGGGGCUAUAUGGAGGCUUGGAAAUGGUAGGGAUGGGUCGCUCUUGACUAUGGGAGUUAGGGGUUUGGGAGUUCCUCCGCCUCCCCCCCCCCUUCGUCCCCACCUCCCCGCCGCCACCCUCUCCCUCUCCUCCUCCUCCAUCCUCGCCUUCGACUCCCUCGCGCACCACCUGUCCGCCGCCAAUUUCCGCCAAGCCGAUCACGAUACACGCCGUCUCCUCAUUCGAUUAGCCGGAGAAGCCGCCGAGAUGCGCGGAUACGUUUUCUUCUCCGAAGUCCAAUUCAUCGCUGCCGACGACCUUCGAGCCAUCGAUGAUCUCUGGCGAUGCCACAGCGGCGGCCGAUUCGGAUACAGCGUGCAGCGGAGGCUGUGGGAGAAGGCACAGCGGGAUUUCACGAAAUUCUUCAUUGAGGUAGGUUGGAUGAGGAGAAUGGAGACGGAGGUGGAGCAAUUCACCUAUAGAUCCUUUCCGGGGGAGUUCAUUUGGGAGCUCGGCGAUGAGACGCCGGCGGGGCAUUUGCCGCUGACGAAUGCAUUACGGGGGACUCAGUUGCUUGGGAGCAUUUUGACUCAUCCGGCGUUUGGCGAGGAGGAGGAGGAGGAGGAGGAUGAGGAGAGGGGGAAGGUUUUGAGUAGCAGGACGUUGAAGAAACCUCCUGAUUACUCCUUUUGAAUUUGAGCAUACAGAUGUACUGUUACUCUAAUACGCACAAAAGACAAAUGCAUGUGACCUGCUCUACGCUUAUCAUACAGUCUGCGUUGAUUGAAGAAAUUUCAAGUCAGCUGACAGAUGCAUACCUACUACAAGAAAACUCUUACAUUCAGUUUUCUGGGAUCAAAGAGGCGAAGAAGGAAGAUGACGAUGGUAAAGAAGCUUUAAUGGAGAAUAGUCAUGUUGAUGAGUCUGCAGCCAUGAAAAUGGCAAGGAGAACAGCCCAGUUUCCCUCUCUAAUGAUGAUUAUACUGAUUCAGAAGAGCACACUUCUUCAACUUCUGAUAGAUCAGGAAGAAGACUAACAAAGCCUGGAAGAUAGUUCUCUGCUGCUAAAAUUUCUGGACUCUUGGGAUAGGAAGGAGAAUUAGAGCGAUUUUAAUUUAGGGAAAUUUAUGUACAUUCGGCCC
Molecule: messenger RNA, 1124 nt
Organism: Phalaenopsis equestris
Lineage: Eukaryota; Viridiplantae; Streptophyta; Magnoliopsida; Asparagales; Orchidaceae
Product: tetrapyrrole-binding protein, chloroplastic
Exons: 4
Coding region: 1-675 (224 amino acids)
Biological process (GO): chloroplast-nucleus signaling pathway
Cellular component (GO): chloroplast
Molecular function (GO): tetrapyrrole binding
Source: RefSeq, a predicted model, not a curated record